AUGUCCUCCAAACUUUUAUCAACUGUGAUUUUCGGAUGUGGUUUGAGUGUUUUUGUGGCGUUGUAUGUUGGCGUUCGGCUGAUUUUGGAUAUUCGCGAUUUUGAGGAUGGGGUUUGGAAGGAUUUGGAGAGUUUCAAGGUGAGGUCAUAAAAAUUUAUUUUUAAAAAAAUCAAUAAAAAUUUUUGAGACUCUCUCAAGUGACGCGUGGCAAACGAUGCAAACUUCGGAAAUGUCUCGAAUUUACCGUCGUCAAGCCGGAUAUCAAUACAAUCAUUAUCAACAACAACCUCCCAAGCACGACUCCGAAGUUCACCGCGAAGCUCCGAAAACCGAAUGUCCCCCCGGCGCUCCAGGUUCCCCUGGAACUCCCGGAGAGCCAGGCGAACCCGGAACUCCUGGAGAUGAUGGAAAUCCUGGAAUGCCAGCGAUGGCUCAACUCGCAAUGGAUUAUACCGGUGGAGAAUGCAUCAAAUGUCCAGCCGGGCCACCAGGUCCUCCAGGACCUUUUGGACGUCCCGGGCUGAUUGGCCAACCCGGUUUACCAGGAGAAGACGGUGAUUUGGGACUUCCCGGACCUCCCGGACCACCAGGACCCGCUGGAAAUAUCGGAUUCGCUGGCAAACCUGGAUGCCCUGGGAAAGACGGGAAUCCAGGACUCCCAGCCACUCGAAUCCUCCCUGGUAACCCAGGAAUCGCAGGUCCUCCAGGUCCCCCAGGUCCACUAGGCCCAGAAGGCGAAGACGGUGAAGAUUCACAAGGCCAACCAGGUGCUCCGGGACCAAUCGGUCCUCCAGGUCGACCUGGGCUACCCGGAGAAGACGGGGGUCGUGGAAACGACGGAGAAGAUGGUCAACCUGGUGAAGAUGCUCAAUAUUGUCCAUGUCCUCCUCGAACUUCUUCAUCUGGAGGAGGAGCACAAGAAGGGGGUUAUUAA
Caenorhabditis angaria is the source of this 934-nucleotide messenger RNA. Lineage: Eukaryota; Metazoa; Nematoda; Chromadorea; Rhabditida; Rhabditidae. The record is from the annotation of a GenBank genome assembly.